Clarias gariepinus (North African catfish) is the source of this 2715-nucleotide messenger RNA. RefSeq names its product nucleobindin 1 (gene nucb1). The transcript is spliced from 14 exons. Lineage: Eukaryota; Metazoa; Chordata; Actinopteri; Siluriformes; Clariidae. Gene Ontology annotation, cellular component: endoplasmic reticulum-Golgi intermediate compartment; extracellular exosome. The record is from RefSeq and is a predicted model, not a curated record. Gene Ontology annotation, molecular function: calcium ion binding. The coding region runs from base 219 to 1586 and encodes 455 amino acids.
UCAGUGUGGGCCCGUUAUUUGUUUUUCAAGCACAAUAAGUGCAGAGAGACGCGUGUGUUUGUUUCUGGAGGACAGGAGGAUGUGUUAAAACGUGUUAAACACACCCAUACACACACAGACAGAGGGUUUGUCUCAACAAAUCCUUCCAGGAGAUUCUAUAGAAGAGGAGGAAUCAGAGCUGACAGCGUUUUGAUCAGGUUCACCUGCAGCACAGGAGUAUGGUGGGCGUCGGCGUCUGGCUGCUGCUCCUGUCCGUCUGUCCGCGGGCGUGGUCGGUGCCCAUAGAGCGCGGCGGUCCUCCUGCACAGGACCCGAAAGCCGAGGAAAACCUGGACACAGGGCUGUAUUAUGAUCGUUACCUGCGGGAGGUGAUUGAGGUUCUGGAGACGGAUCCUCACUUCAGAGAGAAACUGCAGAGCGCAAACUCCGAGGAUAUCAAAAACGGACGCCUCAGUAAGGAGCUGGAUCUGGUGGGUCACCAUGUCCGUACUCGGCUGGACGAGCUGAAGAGACAGGAAGUGUCUCGCCUCAGGAUGCUGCUCAAGGCCAAACUGGACAGUACCAACAUGCAGAGUGUUCAGAUGGAUCACGCGUCAUUACUGAAGCAGUUCGAGCAUCUGGACCCCCACAAUCAGAACACGUUCGAGGCCCGAGACCUGGAGCUGCUCAUCGCUACGGCUACUAAAGACCUGGAGAAUUACGACGUGGAGCGCCACGAGGAGUUCAAGCGUUACGAGAUGCUGAAGGAGCACGAGAGGAGGGAGUACCUGAAGAGCCUGGACCAGGAGAAGAGGGAGAGGGAGGAGAAGCGGCUGGAGGAGAUGAAGGAGAAACACCGCCAGCAUCCCAAAGUCAACGCUCCGGGGAGCGUGGACCAGCUGAGAGAGGUGUGGGAGGAGACGGACGGCCUGGAUCCUCAGGAGUUCAACCCCAAGACCUUCUUCAAACUCCACGACACGAACGGAGAUGGCUUGCUGGACGAGCAGGAGCUGGAAGCGCUCUUCACAAAGGAGCUGGAGAAGGUGUACGACCCGAAGAACGAGGAGGACGACAUGAUGGAGAUGGAGGAGGAGAGGCUGCGGAUGAGGGAACACGUCAUGCAGAACGUCGACCUGAAUCACGACCGGAUGGUCAGCCUGGACGAGUUCCUCAAAUCCACGGAGAAGAAAGAGUUCAACAGCCCGAAGGAGUGGGAGACGCUGGAUGACCAGAAGCCCGUGUACACGGAGGAGGAGCUUCAGCGCUUUGAGGCGGAGCUUUGGGAUAAACAGGUGGAGCUCAGCCGGAGGGCGGAGACCCUGAGACAAGAGCAGGAGCUUCUGAAAGAGAGAGGCAAAGCGCUAGAGGCCCAAAAGAAAGAGUACCAGCAGGCGGUGAUGGAGAUGUCGCAGAGGCAGAAAUCCCAGCAGGCAGCGCGCCAGCCGCCCCCAUCAGGCCCGAACGGAGAACUGCGGUUCCAGCCGGACGUUCAGAACCUGGCUCAAGAACAUGAUCAAGUUGAAAAGGUGCCUGUUGAUCAGAACGGAGACGUCCAGAGAGGCCCGCCUGGUGAACCGCCACAGAACUUUCCUCAACACACACCAUAAACACAUCUAACACACACACACACACACACACACACACACACACACAGUGCUGCUAAACACUCUCCUCAUCGAAACCUCUAAUUACAAUCACCUUUUUUUUUUUUUUUUUGCAGUUUGUCUGUUAGCCGUUUUAUUUCUCGCUCGAUCUAAAGUGAACUCCUCCUCUCCCUCCUCCCUCCUCCCUCCUCCCCCUCCUGACCCGACGCCGAUCUCUCACGCUAACGACGCUCGCCGCGCUCCGACUAGCCGAGUCGGUCCUCCCGUCGCCGUACGGUUGCAGUGCAUUCUGGGUGCACUCUGGUUAUCUUUUAAUGUAAGUGUGUUAGAAGUGUUUUAGUGUGGAGGUGAUGAGUUUACUGUGUUGGAAUUUGCUUUUUUUUGGCAAAUGUGCUAGAUUUGGGUAAAAACCUUUCAUUUCAAAUAUAUAUUAGCUUAGCUGAGUGUGUGUGUGUGUGUGUGUGUGUGUGUGUGUGUGCGCUACAAGUUGAAUGUUGCUAUCACCUGAAGUGAUCUUUAGUGAUGUCACACUCGUGGCAUCGGCCAUCUUGGACGUUCACAAUCGCGUGGUGCAGGUUCCCCCGAGCGCCCGGUUCACUAUGAUGUCACUUCCUGCGCACGUGUUUUUGCUUGUUAUUUUUUCCUUGUCGUAAACCGGAAAUUCUGAGUUCUGACUUUUUUUCAAACGCAGCGUCAAUCUUCAGUGCAAUUUAGUGUGAUGUAUGACUCCGCCCCUAUAUUAUUAAGCCACACCCCCUAAAGGUGAAUUGUGAAAACGUUUAUACAGUUGAAAGUGAUGAUGAUGAUAAUCAAAAAUCGACUUUAAACACCCCAAACACAGAUGUUUUACAAAUUAAUUAAAUAAAUAAGAGUAAAUAAACUAAGGUAACUUUAUAUUAUUUAGGUUAUUUGUGUUAUUUAUGGAUUUUUAGCUGUUUCACCCUGUUAUGCUGAAGAAAUACGAUUUGUAAAGACGUGCCAGCAAUCAUAUACAUCACACUCCCUCACACACACACACACACACACACACACACACACACACAGACACACACACUGAUCAGGCAGUGUGAUUCCUGUGGAUGCUGUUUAUUAUUUUAACUUGUAAUAAAGCUGAAAUCAGAUUCUACACUGA